This is a messenger RNA of Thermothelomyces thermophilus ATCC 42464, 1404 nucleotides long. RefSeq lists its product as uncharacterized. The record is from RefSeq and is a predicted model, not a curated record. The transcript has a single exon. The coding region runs from base 258 to 1271 and encodes 337 amino acids. Gene Ontology annotation, cellular component: nucleus. NCBI's taxonomy places the organism in Eukaryota, Fungi, Ascomycota, Sordariomycetes, Sordariales, Chaetomiaceae. Gene Ontology annotation, biological process: DNA alkylation repair; regulation of DNA-templated transcription.
GACCAGCAGCCUGACGACACUCGUCAUUUACCGCGUUAAGCUAACGGAUUCACCAGCGAACUCGCCGCACUCACCAGAUAUCCCAGAUAUGGUUCACUUCUAACGAAAUCAAACGAACUUCGCGAGAGUUUCUUUCAGAGGAAAAGAAAGAACUCCGGCUUUUUUUUCUCCUCCAAACAAGAGAAGAGAUGAGGAGAACCAAACGACAUCAACCACAAAGAAGAUAAGACACACAAGACAGAGAGAUUAAAAAAAAAAUGCCACCAACCCCGGGCACCCUCAAGAAACCCGUUCCCACCCACUUCCUCUGCAUUCCCCUCGCCGCCAGCCCGGCCGCCCGCGCCCAACUGGCCGCCUCCCUCUCGGCCUUUCGCAGCGACGUCUGCGCGUCCCCUGCCGCGGGCGGGUUCGAUGUGCCCUUCGACGCGGUCCGUCCCGUCGGGACAGUGCACCUGACGCUGGGCGUCAUGAGCUUCCCAACGCCGCCGCCGCCGCCACCGCCGAGGGGGCGCACCGACGCGGUUUCCGGCGGCGGUAGUGGAGGAGGCGAUGCUGAUGGUAGCGGUUCGGAAGGGGAGGCGCAGCGGUCGGAGGAGGGAGGCCCUCGGUCGGCAGGGCUGCAGCGGGCGAGGGAGGUGCUCGCCGGCAUCGGGCUGCGGACCAUCUGGAGGGAGGUGGUGCGCGGGAGGCAGGGGGACGCGGUCCGGCGGCUGGAGGGGAUGGCGCAGGGGAGGGUCGGCACCGGGUUGGUGAAGAAGGAAGGGCACGAGCAGGAGGAGGAGCGGGAGCGGGAGCGGGAGGAAGAGGAGGAGGAGGAGGGGGAAAGGCCGAGGAUCACGCUCAGAGGCCUGGCGUCUAUGCAACCCGCGGAGAAGGCGGCGGUGCUCUACGCUCCGCCCGUCGACCAGUUCGGGCUGCUCCAGGCCUUCUGCGAGAAGGUCAGGGACGUGUUUAAGGAGGCGGAGCUCAUGGUGGAUGAGGACCGGCCGCUUCUCUUGCAUGCCACUGUGGUGAAUACGACCUAUGUCAAAGGGAACCGAGGCGAAGGGGGUGGCAGCAGGGGCAAGGGUGGCCGGGGCCGGAGAGGGGGAAAGAAGUGGGAACGGCUGGUAUUUGACGCGAGAGGUAUCAUUGACCGCUACGAGGAUCAGGUGUGGUUGGAGAACAUGCCCCUGGAUAAGGUCGCGAUAUGUAGGAUGGGCGCGACGAAGAUAAUGGUGAACGGCGAAGAGGACGAGGCAUACGAGGUAGAGGCCGAGGUGAACUUCUAGUGUGCUGUCCCACGAACCGGGACAGCACAUCCGGGUGUCUGGCCUCUCGGUUGGCUACAAUACCGUACACACCACCUUCGCCAUAGCUAAGUCACAAUGUUGCCCUUCCCCUGAACGAGGCAUCUUCAUCAGG